Messenger RNA from Alligator mississippiensis (American alligator), 6879 nucleotides. It is a transcript of the gene UBTF, whose product is annotated as upstream binding transcription factor. The transcript is spliced from 21 exons. Bases 175 to 2445 code for a protein of 756 amino acids. Lineage: Eukaryota; Metazoa; Chordata; Crocodylia; Alligatoridae. The record is from RefSeq and is a predicted model, not a curated record.
CAGAGCUGGCCAGCAUUCAACCAGCGCUCCCCAGCUAAAGCACCCAAAAAGGCAGCCCCCGAGCCCCUGCUCCAGCCCGGGUGGUUUGCAGAGUGAAGCUUACUUGAUUUAAGGUAGACUCGGAAGGAGCCAGGAGGCCCAGAAGGGACUGCCCUUGGGUCAGACAGGUGGAGAAUGAACGGAGAAGCGGAGUGCCCUACGGACUUGGAAAUGACAGCUCCCAAAAAUCAAGACCGUUGGUCCCAGGAGGACAUGCUGACUCUGCUAGAGUGCAUGAAAAACAACCUGCCCUCCAACGAUGGCAGCAAAUUCAAAACCACUGAGUCCCAUCUGGACUGGGACAAAGUGGCCUUCAAGGAUUUCUCUGGUGACAUGUGCAAGAUGAAAUGGAUGGAGAUCUCCAAUGAGGUGAGAAAAUUCCGAACCCUGACAGAGCUGAUCUUGGAUGCUGAAGAACACGUAAAGAAUCCCUACAAGGGCAAAAAGCUCAAGAAACACCCAGAUUUCCCCAAGAAGCCCCUGACUCCUUACUUCCGCUUCUUCAUGGAGAAGCGAGCCAAAUACGCAAAGCUACACCCAGAAAUGAGCAACCUGGAUCUGACCAAGAUACUCUCCAAGAAGUACAAGGAGCUCCCUGAAAAGAAAAAGAUGAAAUACAUCCAGGACUUCCAGCGGGAGAAACAAGAGUUUGAGCGGAACCUGGCAAGAUUCAGGGAAGACCACCCCGAUCUCAUUCAGAACGCCAAGAAGUCUGACAUCCCUGAGAAGCCCAAGACUCCCCAGCAACUCUGGUACAACCAUGAGAAGAAAAUCUACUUGAAAGUGCGCCCAGAUGCCACCACGAAGGAGGUGAAAGAGUCGCUGGGCAAGCAGUGGUCUCAACUCUCGGACAAAAAGAGGCUGAAAUGGAUUCAUAAGGCCCUGGAACAGCGGAAGGAGUACGAGGAGAUCAUGCGGGAUUACAUUCAGAAGCAUCCCGAACUGAAUAUCAGUGAGGAGGGCAUCACACGCUCCACCCUCACCAAGGCAGAACGCCAGCUGAAGGACAAGUUUGAUGGGCGACCCACCAAGCCACCUCCGAACAGCUAUUCCCUGUACUGUGCGGAGCUGAUGGCCAACAUGAAGGAUGUCCCCAGUACAGAGCGGAUGGUGCUGUGCAGCCAGCAGUGGAAGCUGCUCUCCCAGAAGGAGAAGGAUGCAUACCACAAAAAAUGUGACCAGAAAAAGAAAGAUUAUGAAAUAGAGCUCCUUCGCUUUCUGGAGAGCCUCCCAGAGGAGGAACAGCGGAGGGUGCUGGGCGAAGAGAAGAUGCUGGGAGGGAACAAGAAAGGAGCCACCAGCCCUGCCUCCAAGAAGUCCUCGCCAGAUGCUGGCAAGGCAGGUUCUGAGAAACCCAAACGACCCAUUUCUGCCAUGUUUAUCUUCUCGGAGGAGAAGCGAAAGCAGCUGCAGGAAGAGCGACCCGAGCUGUCUGAGAGCGAGCUGACCCGGCUGCUGGCACGGAUGUGGAAUGAUCUUUCUGAGAAGAAGAAGGCCAAGUACAAGGCCCGGGAGGCAGCCAUGAAGGCGCAGUCCGAGAAGAAGCAUGGUUCGGACAAAGAAGAGCGUGGCAAGUUGCCCGAAUCACCCAAGACAGCCGAGGAGAUCUGGCAGCAGAGCGUCAUUGGGGACUACCUGGCUCGCUUUAAGAAUGACCGGGGGAAGGCACUGAAAGCCAUGGAGGCCACUUGGAACAACAUGGAGAAGAAAGAAAAGCUCAUGUGGAUAAAAAAGGCGGCAGAGGACCAGAAGCGAUAUGAGAGAGAACUGAGUGAGAUGAGGGCCCCUCCGUGCACUGCAAACUCUUCCAAGAAAGUGAAAUUCCAAGGAGAGCCGAAGAAACCCCCUAUGAAUGGCUACCAGAAGUUCUCCCAGGAACUGCUGUCCAACGGGGAGCUCAACCACCUGCCACUGAAAGAGCGGAUGGUGGAGAUAGGCAGCCGCUGGCAACGCAUCUCCCAGAGCCAGAAGGACCAUUAUAAGAAGUUGGCUGAGGAGCAGCAGAAGCAGUACAAGGUGCACCUGGACAUCUGGCUCAAGAGCCUGUCACCUCAAGAGCGUGCAGCCUACAAAGAGCACACCUCAAAUAAGCGCAAGAGCAUGGGGAAGGUGAGAGGGCCAAACCCGAAGAUGAAGCCCACAAUGCAGUCCAAGUCGGAAUCUGAGGAGGAUGAGGACGAUGAUGAUGACGAGGAAGAAGAUGAUGAUGAUGAUGAGAAUGGGGACUCGUCUGAGGAAGGUGGGGACUCAUCAGAGUCCAGCAGUGAGGAGGAGAGUGAGGAUGGGGAUGAGAAUGAAGAUGACGAUGAGGAGGAUGAUGAUGACGACGACGAUGACAACGACUCCGAGGGCAGCAGCUCCUCCUCCUCCUCUUCAGGCGACUCCUCCGACUCGGACUCCAACUGAAACGCCCACCCGCCACCUUCUUGCCAUACUCUUAGUAAUAUUCUUCCCCCUCUUUGGAACAGUAACAUCCUGACCGGAGUCCUGGGUUGCUGGUUGCAAAGCGGGGCAGAGGGGAAUCACUGUGGCUAAUUUCCCUCCCCCUCCACCUCCCCACCCCGCAGUGAAUUUCAAGCUAAGAGGAAGCAGCUGGCAAAAACAAUGGAGGCUUUUUGAGCAGUGUUGCGGGUGGGGUGGGGUGGGGUGGGGGGGUUAUUCUGUGUUGUGUUUUUCUCCAUAGAGUUUGUGCUCAAUCCUGUUUUGGGGGGAGGGAAGAGAGGGGGAUGAUUUUUGUUUUUUUCAUACUGCCUUCCCUUGUCCUGCCUCCUGCUGCCUCUCUCCCCUUCCAACUUCCAGCUACCAGCUCCGGACUUUAUACAAAACAAAAUCCUUUUUAAAAACAAACAACGACAGAUACGUCCUGGCAAGAGGCGCGGAGCGUUGUUCUGGACUGCAAGCCACCGCAGCUCAGGACUUGGCUGCGGGGACGAUCUCCCUCUGCCUCUCUGAUGCGAGGAGGGGACAAUCUUGUACAGUCUUGAAGCUGCACCCGGAGCUCCUGGAGAGCAAAGUCCCACUGCACUUACGAGCUCCCGUAAUGAACUUCACACACAGCAUUUCCCUCUGGGGACAGGGGGAGAAAUUUUGUGUGCGUGCGUGUGGGUGAGUGUGUAUGUGUGUGUGUGUGUGUGUGUAUGUGUGCAUGUGUGUUGGAGGGGCGGGGGGUGCAAAGGGAGUUCAAAGAAGAUGUUGCCCAGUAUAUUUUUGGGAGGGGGGGCGUAGGGAGGGGCUGACAUUUGUGGGGAGGGGGUCACCAAGGCUGCAAAAUGGCAGCUAGAGCCUUUGAUUAGGGGCUGAUAGUGGCAUCAGCUGCCCAAAUGGCACUCAGCCCAUCUUGCCAGAGCAGCCUUUGAACAGAGCUGGUGGCAGGUGGGUCCCAUAUCUUACUUUUUGUUUUCUUUUUAUAAUGAAGUGACCAAUUAUUGUACCAAGAUGGGGCAUUUGUUGAUGGUGUUUCCGGGAGGGUUUGGGCGAGGGGCUCUGCCACAAGGAGAGAUUGUCUGUGUCGUCGGUGGUUGUUGUGUUGUUGUUUGUUUGGUUUUUUUUGUUCUGGUUCUUUUUUUUUUUUUUUUUCCUUUUAUAAAACAAGGAAGAUCCAUCUUUUUUUUUAUAACCAAACUCUCAGUCUUUGGCUAGCUGGAUGGCUCUGCACCCCCUUGCCCCCUGCAGUGCGCUGGCCUCAGUGCCCGCCAUGCAAAGAACUGGGGAUUGAGAGGGGGCAAGCCCCAGCUGUACCACAACAGGGUCUCUGGAGUGGGAUUGUGGUGCAGACCCACCUCCAUUUCCACAGUCAAGCAGGUAGCGAGGGAGGCGCUGACCUGUGUUCCCCCAAUGAUCGUUGUUUAAAUUAAUUUGAAGGAAUGAUGGAAAAGUAGCUUCAGGCUCCAGCGGCUGAGAUCUGAACUCACAGGCAGGCCACUCCUCUGGGAGAGGAGCUGCCGAUUUAUAUAUUGGUGUAUCACGGGCUAUGUGUUACUAUAUAGAUAUGGACGGCUGUCUUUGUUUUCAGUUGAGAGCCAUAACUAGCAUCUCAUCCCUCUCCUUUUCCGGUUAGGGCUGCUAGCCAGCACGGAGAGGGCUCCAUGAGUGCUCUAGGUGGGCCUGCCAGAGAACAGGCCCAUGGAGCCUCCUGCUUCAUGCUCCGACCCAUCGGCUGUUACAUGUAUGAGGGUGAGGUCCACCCCAUGUAGAGCUUUGGCAUGAGCCCCUGGCUCCCCCAUCAGCAGGUCCUGGGUCUGGCACUUUCCCUGAUGCCAGACUGGGGCUUUUCUUCCAGGGGCAGGAAGAGGGAGGUUCCUGGGUGCAAAUAACAGGAGGUGUCUAUUUGCACCCUCUAUGGGAGUGGGGAGUCAGUUGGGCAGUAGGGCCAUGUUGUUUGUGCUUCCACACACUUUCCCUGGGCUUCUGGGGUGUCUUACUUCUGCUGGAUGUUUGUCUUGGCCAGCAGGAGCCACGUGGUGAUGCCAGCAGAGUGUAUCCUGGGACUUGCGUGUUUCUUUCCCCUUCUGCAUUCACAGCACCAGCAAUUUCAUCUGUCACCUGGCUGUAUUCUGCUCCCCUCCCGCCCUUCCCAUGACUUGGUCCCCUGCACCCUUGAAGCUGGGCAGAAGAACAAAUGUGGGUCCCUGUUGUGUCCCUUCUUGCCCCCCAGCAAACCAGCUAUUUCGUUGCUACUUUCUCUCCCCCUGGCUGGGGAGGCUAGGAGGGGGGGCAGUGACAGUAUUUAGCAGGAACAGAACAGAACCAAACAGCUAGUGGUUAGCUUGUUACUGGAGUCUUUCUGCUUCCCCUCCCUGAGCUGCCACCCCUGCUGCCCCUCAGGGACAUGAGGGACAUGGCUCCUCCCUUCCCCUAGGGCAGACUUAUUGCCAUGCCUGGUCUGUAGCAAGAGGGCAGAGAAGAGGAACAGUGUUUGGAUGGUAACUGUUCUUUAGAGGGCUCAGCUUGCGGCGUGGGUGUCUUGUGCUGGACCUAGUGAAGUCCCAGCAGGGGAUUAUGACAUUUGGGUGGGCUGUGCUGCUGCAUUUUUGUUUGUUCCUAUAUGAAAAAUAUGUCUGCCUUCUGAUGGAUGAAGUCCCUGGCUUGGGGGUCUGGCCAGGCAGGGGGUCAGUCUAAACGGUGGGUUGGGAAGAGUUUUGAGGGCACCAGUGGGAGCAGACAGGAGGGCUGGCUGCAUUUGGCAGGGCUCAGGCCUAAGAAGGGGGGAAGUCUCACAGCAGAUGGAGGGGUUAGCUGCUGGCCCGGGGGCCCCCAACUCUGUCUCACUCCCCUCCCCCUUCUGUCCACUGCAGCCCCCCACUUCUCUCAGAUGAAGCUGGGGGGUCCUGCUGGGCUUAAAUUUCAGCCUGGUGGCCUUUCCACACACAACAUGCAGAGGUGCCUGGGUCUUCUCAGCAGCUUUUGCUUUCUGGGGUUUAGAGGGGUCAGGAGAGCCUAGUGGGGAGAGAUUUCAUGUUCCUAAUCCUUACCUGAGCAGUGGCAGUGGUGGUAGGGAGGGGGGAAAGUGCCCAGUGCCAGUAAAUCACCUGGGUCACAGCAUAGAGAGGGGGAGGGGGUCACCAUACAAAGGACCCCUUUCUGCUGGGAAUUCGAAACAAACUCACGCUCCUCUUGGACUGGAGUUUGCUGGAUGCAGCUCUGCUGUGAUCUUGUCUGGGCCAGGAUGUGAGCUGUUCAGGCCCGAGCUCCUAAAAGCCGGCACUUUCCUCCCUUUCACAAUAUGAGGGUUGGAUUGCAUGGCAUUGUUCUCUCCCCGGGGCCCCUCUUGCAGGACCCAAUUCAGGAAAGUGCAUGCUUUUUGUCAACCAGGCUGAAGCAAGGGCUCUGAAGUGCUGUCCUGCAUUCAGCCCUUAGGACUGUCAAGAUAGAAAUACCCCUGCUUUCUUGGCUGUUGGCCUAGUUCCUAGGACCUAUUGAAUGGGGGAAGUGGGACACAUGAGGGGCUGCAGUGAGCAUGUCAUUCAGCCCGCUCCUGGGGUGCUUGGACCCUGCUCCAUUCAAGAGAAACAGACAAUCCUUGUAGAUUUAGCCAAGGGACUCCAGUGGUGAGGGAAAACAUAGGGUCCUGUCCACCCACCCCUCCUCUCACUCUGUGUGUGUGUGUGUGUGUGUGUGUGUGUGUGUGUGUGUGUGUGUGUGUGUGUGUGUGUGUGUGUGUGUGUGUUAAUGUGACGUGCCCAUGAUGUCUGAUCACCCCGCCUGCUGUUUUGUGCCCGUCUGUCUGUCCUUGUCCUGAUGUCCCCACCCCACCUCAACUCAACUCAGUCCUUUUUGUUUUGUUUUUCUUUUUUUUUUUCCCCCCCAGCGGGGAAACUGAUUUCAUUUUGCUGAAUGUGCCCAGCGCUAUUGUAUUUUAGUGGAUGUGUUUUUAGUACAAAAAAUUACAAAAAAAAAAAAUAAUUUUUUCUGUUUUAAAAAAAAAAAAUUCUUACAGUACUGACAUUUUUUUUUAAAGUUACAGGGGGGAAAAAUAGUUUGUACUGUAAGAGAAUUGAAGCUAAGUGCAUUUUUGCACUGCCACAAAAAACAAUGAGACUUUAGAUGGAAGUUCUUGUGAAUUACAAAAAAAAACCACAAAUCCUUUUUUUUUUUUUUUUUCUAAUAUUUAAAGAGUGUUUUUGUAGGUUUAAAAAAAUAAUUAAAAAAACAAACAAAAAAACCCAACUUCAAUUUGUAUUGCUCAGUGGGACUUAGAAAUCAAGUCUGGACAGACUUAAAACUGUGGAGGUUUUUUUUUUGUUUUGUUUUGUUUUGGGUUUUUUGUAUAAUAAAGUGAAAAAUAAUGUUUCUGUUCUCAUGUCAUUACUAUAAAAAAAUAAAACUUUAGGAAAAAACGUG